Phaethon lepturus (White-tailed tropicbird) is the source of this 521-nucleotide messenger RNA. RefSeq names its product testis expressed 261 (gene TEX261). The record is from RefSeq and is a predicted model, not a curated record. The annotation marks the transcript as partial. The transcript is spliced from 5 exons. Gene Ontology annotation, biological process: endoplasmic reticulum to Golgi vesicle-mediated transport. Gene Ontology annotation, molecular function: COPII receptor activity. Gene Ontology annotation, cellular component: COPII-coated ER to Golgi transport vesicle; endoplasmic reticulum membrane; Golgi membrane. NCBI's taxonomy places the organism in Eukaryota, Metazoa, Chordata, Aves, Phaethontiformes, Phaethontidae.
CUGCUGGACUGUACUACCUGGCGGAGCUGAUCGAGGAGUACACGGUUGUCACCAGGAGGAUAAUCAAAUACAUGAUCUGGUUCUCCUCGUCCGUGCUGGUCGGCCUCUACCUCUUUGAACACUUUCCCGGUUUCAUGGUGGGCGUGGGGCUCUUCACCAACCUAGUCUACUUUGGUUUGCUGCAGACUUUCCCCUUCAUCGUUCUGACGUCCUCCAACUUCAUACUGUCCUGUGUGCUGGUUAUAUUCAAUCACUACUUAGCGUUCCAGUACUUCGCCGAGGAGUAUUACCUGUUCUCUGAGGUUCUCGCCUACUUCACGUUCUGCCUGUGGUUAAUUCCUUUUGCUUUUUUCGUCUCCUUGUCGGCCGGAGAGAACGUCCUGCCUUCCACGGUGCAGCCUGGAGACGACGUGGUCUCCAACUACUUCACCAAGGGGAAGAGGGGCAAGCGCUCUGGUAUCCUCCUCAUCUUCUCUUUUAUCAAGGAGGCCAUCCUGCCCAGCCGACAGAAGAUCUACUGA